AUUAAGCCAUAAUUUAAAAUUGGGCCCACCAUAUUUUAUUAUAUAUUCAAGCAGUGUGGGUAACAAGAACUGUGACAUAACCGAACCGUCCCCAGUCUCUCGCGACCAACCACAAACUCCCGACUCUACCACCACUCUAGCCACCCAACUCUCACUCUAUCUCACUACGAUUUUGAUGAGUGAACACUCUUUGUUGAAUAAUCCCCCAUUCAAGAAUUUUUUGGACCUGUGACAAUUCUACCAACUGUCUCUGUCGCCAGAGACCCCUUGCCUUCCAAGAAUCGCAGCCGUGCUUCGGAUUGGGAGUUCUUGAACCCACCGGGUGUAGGAGAUUAUGGAGAUUAUGUGGAUUGGCGUUCCACUGUAAAUGCUUCAAGAGAGUCGAUUACUUUUGCUUAAGAAGUUGCUGGAGAAGGUCUCACCGCCGGAGAAGGUGGUGUGUAUCGGAGUUUCAAGAACAACGAUGCUUCCAACAAGUUCAAUACUUUCGCCGGAAAUUCUGGUUGCGGUUGCGUUUGUUGUGGAAAAGAGUUCAAAUCAGCAAUUGCAAUGCCAAUUGUUGCUGCUAUUGUCGCGGCAACCGCAGCGACCGCUGCGUCAGUAGCAGCAUCGACGACAAAUGCUGUCGUUGGUGAGAGCAGAAGAGGCUUAAAAGCAUGGCAAAAAAGUUAUUCUAUCAUACUUUGGUGACAUUGAUUCUUGGGGCUCUACUACUACCGGAAUUGAGUGCCAAAACAUCAAUCAAGGACCAAAAAGAACAAAAGUGGCAAAAGCUACUUCGCCAUGGCGAGCAGUUCCAGAGAGUUGGAAAAACAGGACAAGAGUACUUCGCCAUGGCGAGCAGAAAUUCUGCCAGGCAAAAAAAGGCGGUUUUAUCUGAUCAAAGUUACGUGGCAGAAACCCAUUGGCAAAGAAAGCUCAAGUCGCCAUGGCGAGCCAAACUUCGCCAGGCGAAAUGUCACUUUUUCAGCAUAUGUAUAAAAGCUCAUUUCCCUCAUUUCAGACAGAAUCAUCAUAACAUAAGCCACUUUAGGAAGAGAGAAAACAGGGGAAACAUAGAGAGACCAUUAAGGAGCAAGGGGCACAAAGAUUGAAGGGAUUCACAAGAUCAUUGAUACAUCAUGGCUUGCUUUUAUUCCAUCUCCUUGUAAGGUUACCAUGACAAUGAGUAGCUAAACUCUUUUUGUUGGGGAUUAAAUGCAGUUAACUCUAUUAGUAUGUAUUCCCUUUGAUUUGGAUGUUGUGUGAUUCUAAAUUAUCUUAAGAUAUUGAUGUUAUUCUUGCUUUUCAUUUCUA
Messenger RNA from Medicago truncatula (barrel medic), 1296 nucleotides. RefSeq lists its product as uncharacterized. Bases 657 to 1094 code for a protein of 145 amino acids. The record is from RefSeq and is a predicted model, not a curated record. NCBI's taxonomy places the organism in Eukaryota, Viridiplantae, Streptophyta, Magnoliopsida, Fabales, Fabaceae. The transcript has 2 exons.